Messenger RNA from Planococcus citri (citrus mealybug), 852 nucleotides. RefSeq names its product protein D1-like. The record is from RefSeq and is a predicted model, not a curated record. The transcript is spliced from 7 exons. NCBI's taxonomy places the organism in Eukaryota, Metazoa, Arthropoda, Insecta, Hemiptera, Pseudococcidae. The coding region runs from base 85 to 792 and encodes 235 amino acids.
UUCAUCAAGGUCUUUAAUGGUAUUUCAAUAAUUUCACUUAUCAAUGUUUACAACAAUUUUACAAUUGCAUUUUCAACAUUCAAAAUGUCUCAAAUAAAAAAUCCUCAUCUUGCAUUAUUCGUAAUUUUUUUGAGCAUUCUGAGUUAUCGAUCAUGCACCGAACGUUCACCUCAAGACAUACAACGAGUGAUAGAUGCCUUGGUACCUGUAUAUCUUCCAGGACCUCCUGAAGAGAUCCUCGAAGUACAAUACCCUAUGAAUUUAAGCGCCGAUCUAGGUAACACAAUGUACUACGAAUGGAUCAAACCAAGACCUAACCUUACGUGGAGUUGCAACCCUAAUGAAGGGUACACUUUGAUAAUGAGCAAUCCCGAACAUGUCGAUAAAGAUAUAUCUAUUUAUAAACUUGGAUCGGAUUUCGCUUGGUUUGUCAUCAAUAUACCUGGUUGUGAUAUCGACAAAGGCAAUAUAAUAUUCGACUACGAAGUACCCAGACCACAUUAUGGACUCGGAAGGCAUUUUUAUAUUUACGCAGUUUUCAAACAACCAGUAAAAUAUAUUCAGGAGCCACCAUUACGCAAUGAGUAUUCCAUCGAACGAAUGAGAUUUGACUUUGAUAUCAAGGAAUUCGCCUUCAAUAAUAGUUUAGGAAAUCCUUUUGCUGUUAAUUUUAUUAAGCUGAAUGGAACCCUUUCCGAGCAUUUGGAUUCCUCGACUGAAGAACAAUUUUACGAAGAUGAAGGUAAAUCGUACGAAUCUCACGUAUUAAACAGUAAAGAAUUAUUCUUCUGAUCAAAUUACAAAUAAUAAUCAAUUUUAUACCAUUUAAUAAAAUCUUCAUCUCAAUUUUUU